This is a messenger RNA of Bactrocera oleae (olive fruit fly), 8261 nucleotides long. RefSeq names its product homeobox protein caupolican. Gene Ontology annotation, biological process: neuron differentiation; cell development; regulation of transcription by RNA polymerase II. Gene Ontology annotation, molecular function: DNA-binding transcription factor activity, RNA polymerase II-specific; RNA polymerase II cis-regulatory region sequence-specific DNA binding. The record is from RefSeq and is a predicted model, not a curated record. Gene Ontology annotation, cellular component: nucleus. Lineage: Eukaryota; Metazoa; Arthropoda; Insecta; Diptera; Tephritidae.
UGUGCGCUCAGCUCAGUAGGCGUUGCCCAUUUAUUUUUGGAGAGCGUUGCUGCUGUUGUGCUCUUGCUGUCACCGUCGCUGGGUAGCCAUAUCAGCAGACGCACCACUAAGCUGUUGUUGUGCGCUGAUAUUCCGUUAACAGCCAGUGAGUAAAAAUGGGUGAGUAAGAUUGCCUGGUAUAGCCAGCUCUUGCACUCUACUGCGUUGCAGUCAACCGAGAAAAUGAUUUCAGUUAGCUUGCAGUCAUUUAAUAAAAAAAACACAUCACAAAUAUUGUAGUUGUUGUACUUGCGAAGCAGUGCCACAGUUAUGUUGGAAAAAUGUCGUAUGAACCGUUGGAUGCGUGCGACUAGUUUGUGUUCGAACGCGAAUUGGUGUGCAUCGUGAGAUUGCGCUUCUUUAUGUAAGAAAUUCGUGAUUGCAAAACUUCGAAAAAAGUGGAUUAGUGAUGAAAACUGUUUGGACCUAAAUAGCUGUAAAAUGUUAUUGAGAAAAAGUGUUAAAUAAAAAAUUCGGAUUAACAAAUUAAAUAUAAACAGUAAUUUGUAACAACAAAAAAUAUUUGAUAGAUACUGUGACAGACAGCACAAUGCGAGAGAACAGGUUGUGAAACGAGUUUUCACUCAAAAUAAAGCUAAACUUUGAAUGUGCAAAAGACCGAAAAUUCAGUAAUAAAGACGAAAUAAGAAAUAAGAAGAAAUAAUAAUCAGCAAGAAAUAAAGAAAAAAUUAAAAGAGAACGCAACAACAAACAUUGUUGGGCAUUUAAAUACGGUAAAAGUAAUAAUACACAAGUAAAUAAAAAAAUAAAUAAAAAAAUAUAUAAAAAAAUAAAUAAAAUUUCACGAUUUGAUAUCAUCAAAGACAGCCAGUAAACGCAGUCCAAAAUAUAAUAUAUUCCUAUAAAAUUAUUGACUGUAAAAAACGUUGUUUAUGAAGUGUGGAGAGCAUAAAUUUACAAAAAUUAUUUGAAUUUAGAAAACAGUUUUUGGAUCAAGCUAAACAAAUUUUGAGCGGUUGGAGAACAAUAAUGAGCAGAUAAAAAUAUUUAAUAUUUAUAAAAAAAACUCACAGUGCUACACAUACAUGUACUAACGUAUGGAAAUAAUGCCAAAAACACAACGGAAAAUUUUCGAACGCAGCAAACUUAAGUAAAAUUAAUUAGGCAACUAAAUUGGAUAAUUGAUUCUAGAUGAAAGGGAAGAGAUAUAAAAACGUUACUCUAAGCCGUGCUAAUUUAAUUCAGUUUUUGUAUUUUGAAAGCCACAUGCUAGAUCGUCAGCAAUUUAAAAUAAUGAAAUGCAAAAAAUUAAACAACAACAAUAACAUUAAUGCUGUAAUGAAGUCACUGAUACACAGAAUAAGCAAUCGUCAAGCGAAUAAAACGUUUAUUACGGCAUGUUUUACAUUUAUGCCACAGCUUAAACAAGCAACAACUGUUAUAAAAACAAAAACAACAACACUACAGACGCGCUGAAAUCGCGCGAGCAACUGAAGAACCAACGACAAGUAAAUAACGAAGAAAGCACAGCAAAGCAGUAAACAAAUAAUCAUAAAACCGUCAAAAAGGAUAUGCAACAACAAUAGAAACAACAAUAAAGCUAUAACAAUAAAGGCGAGGGCAACACAGCAAACAAAUCCCUGAAAAUCAGCACUACACCUACCGCUGCACAGCACACAUACAUACAUAAGUAUGUGCAUACGUUGCAUGCUACACCCACAAAGCGUGUGAACUAAAUAGUAUUCCCGAAAUAAAAAACGAAGAAAAUAUUUGUAAAGCACGAAACUUGAAAAAAGCGUUCACAGCGGAACAGGAAACAAGUUGAGGAGCAAACAAAUAAACAAAGCUUAUAUAUACAUAUGUAUGCAUGUAUGUGCAUGUAAUAAUACAAAAAUAUGUAAAUAAAAAAUCGCUGCGAAAAAGUCGCCAAAGAGUGAAGCUGAAAACAUUUCCCGCUGACAUUAACACAAAUGCUUGACAAUUUGUUUUACCAAUUUCCAGCCACACCAAGCGACUAUAUUGACUAGCCAUAUAAGGCAGCAGCAACAACAACAACAGUGCGGGUGUGCACGAGUUGACAGCAGAAUCCUGUGCCGCACGAAAAAGUGCUUUUAUACACAAAAGCAGCGCAGCGACGUCGACGUCGACACCACAUCCGGUGGGCGCGUUCAGGCCACAAGGGGGGUACGGGUGCGAGUGUGUGGGUGUCCGUUGUUUGCACCACUAGGCAGCAUCCAACGUGCAAGUAUCCUUAGCGCAGCGCCGACUGUCGCUUGGGACACAUUUAAAUGUGUGUGUUUGCCCGUGAAUGUCCUGUGGCUACUUGAUUUUUUGUUGGCGAACAUUUCGUGCAACAACUGUUGCCACAAACAAUUGUCGUUGCUGUUAAUAACAGUGCCCAAUAACUUGCGUAUAGCUUUUGCUAACAGUGUGUUUCAAAUAAAAGCUGCUUUAGCGGCAAGAGCAGCGAGAAAACAACAACAAAAACAAUAGAAUCGUGUUGCAAGAAUUAAGAAAUGGCCGCCUACACGCAGUUUGGUUACAAUUACCCGUCGGCAAAUCAGUUACUCAACGGUGUUGCACAGUCAGCAGCCGCCGCCGCUGCCAUUUCCAACGGUAUGUCGGCCAACAGCAUCGGCAUCGUUAGUGGCAGCGCACCGUCACCGCUUUCUGGCGGCAAUGAUGCAUCACUCAGCCCAUCUGGCGGCUCGUCGGCGACCACAACUGGCGGUGUCACAACUACUGGACCGCUUAGUCCAGGUGCAAUUUCGCAAACUUCAAAUAAUACAAACAACAAUAAUAACAGCGGCUCUAACUCAGCCGGCCUCAGCAUACUGCAUAGCAGCACCGCCAAUGCAAUCGGUUUGAGUUUGAGCCUAAAUGCAGAUGUCAGCGGUAGCGAGGGUGAUGUCGGCAUGGGUAUUGAUGGUGCAGGCGCCGCUGCCACAAAUGUGUCCGCUAUCAAUGAUGGCACUACGCCCUGCUGUGAGAAUGGCCGCCCCAUCAUAACAGAUCCCGUCUCUGGGCAGACAGUCUGCUCGUGCCAAUACGAUUCGGCGCGCUUGGCGCUCUCCGGCUACACACGCAUGCCCGGCGCUGGUGCGUCAGCCGGUGUCGGCGUUGGUGUUUAUGGCACGCCCUAUCCAUCAAGUGAGCAAAAUCCCUAUCCCAGCAUUGGCGUGGAUAGUUCGGCGUUCUAUUCGCCGCUGAGUAACCCCUAUGCACUGAAAGAAGGCAACGCUGGCUCUGACAUGUCUGCUUGGACCUCAGCUAGUUUGCAGCCCACCACUGGUUAUUAUUCAUAUGAUCCCAUUGCCGCUUAUGGUUACGGUUCCAGUUAUGACUUGGCGGCACGCCGCAAGAACGCCACACGUGAGUCCACAGCCACGCUUAAGGCCUGGCUCAGUGAGCACAAGAAGAAUCCUUACCCCACCAAAGGUGAGAAAAUAAUGUUGGCCAUCAUUACAAAGAUGACGCUGACACAGGUCUCCACAUGGUUCGCGAAUGCGCGCCGACGGCUCAAGAAGGAGAAUAAAAUGACUUGGGAACCAAAGAAUAAAACCGAUGACGAUGAUGAAGCAAUGCUGUCGGACGAUGAGAAGGAAAAAGAUGCCGAUGAGAUUGAUAAGCUGAGCAGUGGUAAUGUUGGCGCUUCCGACGUCGUUGGAGGUGUUUACGGUGGCGCAGCUAUGAGUGGCAGUGACUUGCGUAAAGAUGACCCAGUAGUGAAGUCCGAAUUAUUGGGGAAGGAGGACAAAAUGGAUGGUUGCCCAAUGGAUGAACCGAAAUUCGGCGAUAUACCCUCCCUACGCAAUAUGAGUGGUGUCUACAAUUCACCAUAUGGACAACAUCCCAGCUAUCAUCCUUACCAACAACAACAUACAUCAGCUUACUACCAACAACAGCAACAGCAGCAGCAUGCAGUUAGUAUGACUUACGGCACACCAAGCCAAAUCAACGCAGCGGAUGAGUAUAAUGUCUCAAAAAACCUGCUGCGUGCGGCGGACUGUGGUAUACCGCUCCCAGCGAGCAAACCCAAGAUCUGGAGUUUGGCAGACACGGUCGCUUGCAAGACACCGCCACCUCCGCCGCCGCCGCCGCUGGCCACAUUGCCACCACCUAUACAAAUGAACACAUAUCAGCAGCAGCAGCAGCAGCAGCUACAACAACAACAACAGCAACAAUCGUUGCUGCAGAGCCGAUCGCAAUACUAUCAACAAAUGCCGACACACUUGCAACAGCUCAGUCAACUCAAUCCACACAGCAGCAGCAACACGCAGCCAGCGCACAACAACAACAGCAGCAGCAACAGCAACAGCAACAAUUCGACAUCGCUGAGUAUGAUGAACGGCUACGUCGGCGCAUUGCCUUAUUCGCGCAUACCUACGGCGUACGCGGCAACUGGCAGCAGCAACAACAACAGCAACGCUCAAUUUCUCAAUCUCAGCUCCAGCAACAUCAGCAGCACUGGCAAUGGCAGCAACAACCACAACGCCAAUAUUGGCAGUGGCAGCAGCAACAGUAGCGCCUCCACACCACCUUCAAUGACGCAAGGACCACCGCUGCUGACAGCACAACAGUAUCACCAGCUGCAGCAACAACAACAGCAACAGCAGCGUUUGGGUUUCACUGAAAUACAGCCGGAUACGCCGCCACAAACGCCACCCAACAUGAAAUUGGUGAGCGCCGGCGGCAGCAGCGGUGGCAUCGCUUUGAAUCAGCUGGCGCGCAACGGCUUAAUGUCGACGCCUACGAGCGUCGCGGCUGGCAUGUGCUACAACGGUGGUAAUGGUAUCGGUGUGUCGCAAGGCGCGUACGGCGCGGGAUUGGGUUCGAAUGUUGGUAUCAAUUACGCGUUGGCAGCGGCACGUGCUGAGGGCUGAGUGGAGACAGGUGUAGACCAUGAGUUAAUCAGAUGCUGAAGUAAAGCUGACAACAACAAUUAGUGCGCGCAACUCGUGUCAUCUGUGGGACAUGUGCAACAACAAAAACAUGCAAUCAAUUGUAAAAAUAUAAAUUAAUUGAAAAUUUUGAAGCAAAAAACGCAGCGCUUUCGGACGGUGGAAGUAAGUCACACUAGUUUUUUAAUUAGUUUUUCUUGUACAACAACGUCGUAUAUAUGUAUAUACACUGCAAAACCGUUGAUCGCAGAAGUGCCUGCCGUCACAAUUUAAACGCGCUAAUUAUUUUACAAUAAAAACGUAAUUUGAGUAAGCGGCAAUAAAAAGUGUUUAUUGCAAUUCGCGUGCGUGGAAAAAAGGUCGCCUGUCGGCUGCUAAAUUCAACACGCGCGCGCGCACAGUAAAACAAAAAUAAUAAAAACAUAACGCAAAAACUAGAUGAAAACAGUUAAAGUAAUAACUGAAGACUUAAGGCGCGAACUUGCCGCAGCAAAUACAUGAAAAUAUGGAGAGGGUGGUUGCGGCGAAUUGCUUGUGCUGUUGCAGUUGUUAUUGUGCAAUUAAUAGUGCUUUAUUAAUACAGCAAUAAAAGCGAGUUAAAGCAUACGCACAUCCUAUUAGUCACACCAGCGACGGGUUAACGACUCUUUCUACAGUAGCAGCCACAACUAAGCGGCAAACCGCCGCUGCAACAAUAACACUAUCGGUAACAAGCGCAAAGGUGUUGUAAAAAUAACAAUUAAACCUUGAUAAAAUGCUUGUAAAACUUAUAAAUUAAGAUUAAAAGCACAUUAAAAAAAUAGCAAUUAAAAAGUGCUAAAAAUAAACGCGUACACAUACACGCGGCAUACAUUUGCUGUUGGCGAAAAAUGUGGAGUGGUUCGGAAACAUGUUUACAAAAUAUAAAAUAAUGAUAAAAUUAUUAAAACCAACAAGAAACUAAAAAUAAUAAUCAUAAAUAACUUUAUUAAUAAUAAUAAUUAUAAUAAUAAUCAUCGUCAUAAUCAUAAUAGUAAUCAUAAUAAUAACAUUACAUAAUGAAAAAUAACCACAACAGCAAAAUUAAUAAAAAGAAACUGUGAAUAAAAAUGUAUUUUCAAUUUCAGAAAAAAAUAAGUGUAGAAGAUUUAGGUCUGUCAAUUUCCCAUUGAUAUCAAAAUUUUCUUUUAUUGUGACCCCCAUUAGUAGCCAAUGUCUAUCCUGCGACAAUCAUAUUCACAUUUCAACUUUCUCGCACGAAAAGCUUUGGAGUCUGCGUAAAACUUAAUAGAGUUUAUAUUUGGCGGUAAAACAGAGGCAAACAUUUUAUGACAGUAUCAUCCUAUUUUAGACCGCAUAGCAUUUUAUAUAACAUAACAUAAAAAACGUUAACUUCGGCUGCACUUAAGCUAAUAUACUCUUCACAAGUGCAUUUGCUAUAGCAUAAAAAAGUAUAAAAAUAUCUUUAUCUUGAAUUUGGUUUAUCAGUUUAUAAGACAGCUAUAUGCUAGAGUAGUUUGAUCUAAACCAUUUCUUCGGAUAUUGUACCGUUGCCUUGGACAGUAAUCUGUGCCAAAUUUCGUAAUGAUAUGUGUGGAUGAUUAUGACUGGACUUUACCAAUCAGUUUGUAUAAUAGCUAAAUGCUAUAGUGGACCAAUGUCGGCGGUUUCAGACAAAUAAACAUUUUCUUGAGGAAAAAAGAUGUGUCCCAAAUUUCAGUUCGAUAUCUCUAAAACUGCGUUCGUGUAUGUACAGACGAAAAGUCAGACAUACAUGGCAAAAUCGACUGGAUUAGUCACGCUGAUCAUUAAUAUGUAGCAUAUAUUUUAUAGGGUCUUCGAUGUUUCUUUCUGCGUAUUACAAACCUCGCGGCAAACUUAAUAUAUAUACGUUAUAAUAACAGCGUGUAAAUAUGGUGAGCGUGAAAGGUAUGAAAACUUUUGUUUGUAACUUUGCCUUUUCGCUGUUGCUAAUGAUUUGUAAUUUAAAGCAUAAAUAUUUGUAUUGUUUAUUUAUUUAUUUUUUUAUUAUUAUUAUUUUAUUAUUAUUUUUAUUUGUUUCAAAGCAUCGAUUUUUGUUGUUUUUUAUUUUACUUAUUAUUUGUUUACUAGUUUACUCGAUUUCAUAACAUCUAUGGUUAAAAAGAAAAGAACUAAAUAAGUAAUCAAGAAAAUUUUAAAAUAUAAAAAAUUAAAAAAAUGCUCUAAAACAUAAAGGAUAUAACAAAAUAUGUUUUCGGAUCACCCACUAUGCUAACGACUUGCUCUAAAUAUAUACAACUCCUCAUAAGUACCACUUAUGUAGAUAUGUAUGGGCAUCGUAUAAAAAUCAGCAAAACCAAAAACAAACUUAUUUAAUUAUUAACACACUUACAUUAAAUUUUCAUUAUUCGCACCGAAAAAAAUACGCAAAACAAAUAAUGAUUGCUCAUAACUGACUUAAUAACAGCAAUAAAAAAUUUACAGAAAACUUUUGAAUUAAAAGCACAUGUACAUAUUGCUAGAUCAACUACUUUUGCGUGUGCGUUGCCGAGAUACGUAUAUAAUAUUAUAAUGUGUACAUAUAAACAUAUAUGUAUAUACACAUGCAUAUUAACCUAGUUAAAAUAUGUUUUGCUGCAGCAAUUGUAAUAGGAAUAGUACACACAUACAUAUGUAUAUACACAAGUAUACACAUAUAUAUAUACAUAGGUGCAUAACGGUAGCACAUUUAUGGCAUACAACAAACGCAAAAUUAUUAAUUAAGACACCUGCCAAUUAAUUUGUUGUUUAACUUGUGUGUAAUAAUAGCAAAUAGCAAUAACAACUACAACAAAUUACAAGUAAUUUAAUCAAUAUAAAUAGUAUUACUUACAAUGGUAUAAAAAUAUAUAUAUUGUAAAAAUAUAUACAUGUAUAAAUUAAUAACGUAAAUUAUUCAAUACAUAAACAAACACACACGAAUAUAAUUGCAAUUCGAAAUUCAGUAAAAAUAAUUAAUAUAUAUAAUGCAAUAAUAUUAAUUACAUAUAUUCUAUUCUAUAAUUAUUUGUUUCAUGUAUAUACUAGCGUUACAUAUACAUACACAGUUACAUGUAUAAACACAUACCUACAUAAUUGCAAUACGAUUAAGUAAAAAUUAAAAUCUGUGAUAAAUAUUACUAUUGAAAUGUAAAGAAAACCAUGAAAUUCCUAAGCACUUAGGUUGCAAUUGAAUGUAAAUAAAAUAAAUAUAAGAGCAGAGAAGAGAGGAGAGAAAAAAACACACAAUAACAAAUAAUAUAUAUCGUAAAAUUAUAUCGUAAAUUUAAAUCUUGUUGAUUCGCAUAAUUGAUUGAUAAAACUAAUUAAUUUCUAAGUACACUUAUAACUCAAAUUUAAAUAAAGAAAUCAUAUACUACA